AUGGACUCCUCCUCCUCCCGCCGCCGCCCCCUGCGUGAUCUGGAUGGCGACGGCGACGACGAUGACCUCGAGGAGGGCGAGUACGUCCCCGGCGGCCGCGACGAGUCCUCCGACACCGACGGCGACGACGACGGCUACCGGCUCCAGCGCCGUCUGGAGGGCCAGCUCGGCCGCGGCGUGAGCUGGAUGGAAGUCGCCAUGGCGUCGGGCCGGCCGGUCGGGGUGCCGCGGCCACUCGUCGCGCGUUCGUCGUGCGAAUCUGACGGGACGAUCAGCGACGACGGCAGCAACCCCAGCGCGGACUCGUCUGCUGUGGUCAGCAGCGCCGAAGCGCCGGCGCGGAGGUUUGCGUGCCACGUCUGCGGCAGGGGGUUCAACAGCCUGAAGGCUGUGGACGGCCACAUGAGGGUCCACGGCAACGGGCGCAUGGCGGAAGCGGCGGUGGUCGGCGGCGGCUGGGCCGCCACCGGGAAGCGAGGUUGGACGGGGGGUAAACCUUCAGUCGCAGCAGUCUGUCUGAACUCUGAAUCCACGGACGACCACUCCACGGCCGUUGUGGUGGCGCAGCCGAUACCCAUGGCGAUCGCAGUGACCAGCAGUCCGUCGUCGACUCCCGUUCUGUCGUCCACUAGAACCAAUCUAUCCGGUGAGGAGAGCAGCAGCAGCGCCACCGCGCAGCCGAUGGACUAUGAGGCGCCGGCCGUGGCGACGGUGGUGACAGGACCCAAUAAUCCUUCCACUGGGGCCGUCGUCCACCACCAGCAGGCUGCGCCGAUUCCUGCAGCGGAGCAAGCUCGUCCAGUCCACCAGCCGGCAGUGCCGCCGCCGCAAGCUCGUCCAGUCCACCAGCCGGCCGUGCCGCUGCCGCCGGCAAGCCUCGCUCAACCGCGACGUGUGUACAGCUGCAAGCUGUGCGGGAAGUCGUACUCGUCGCACCAGGGCCUGGGCGGCCACGCGGCCGGGCACAGGAACAGGCAGAAGGAAGCGGAGGCCGCGGCGGCGGCAGCGGAGAUGAUGAUGGGUCUGGGCCAGGACGGCGCCGCGUUCCGCCGCGGCCGCAGGGCGGAGGAGCCGCACGAGUGCCAGAAGUGCCACAAGGUGUUCGCCACGGGGGUGGCGCUCGGAGGCCACAUGAGGAUGCACUACACCGGCCCGCCGAUCGUGCACAAGAGGAACAAGAGGAGGUGCCCCGCGCCGCCGCCGGCACCGGCCGUUAGCGAGGCCGACCUCAGGCUUGCGCUGUCGACCGUAACGGAAGAGCGGCGGCCGUCGCCGUCACCGGCCGUGGCUGCUGGCAGGGUGCGUCUCUUUGGCAUUGACAUCGGCCCGCAGGUACAAGCGCCGCCGUCAAAGGAAGAGGAACAGGGCUCGUCGUCGUCUGAAGGCGAGAAGCAGUAG
Messenger RNA from Setaria italica (foxtail millet), 1398 nucleotides. Its product is annotated as replication initiator 1-like. Gene Ontology annotation, molecular function: DNA-binding transcription factor activity. The transcript has a single exon. The coding region runs from base 1 to 1398 and encodes 465 amino acids. The record is from RefSeq and is a predicted model, not a curated record. NCBI's taxonomy places the organism in Eukaryota, Viridiplantae, Streptophyta, Magnoliopsida, Poales, Poaceae.